UGUUGUUGUGUGUUUUCAUUACUCUUCUUUAUUUCACAGCAGUUUUCACAAGACUAACAUACAUGUAGCUAGCUCGAGGAUCUUUUUUUUCGUGUUCUUUUUUCUUCCUCCCACGUUAUGUGUGUUCUUUACGGUUAAUUAAAUGCGCUCCGUGUGCCCGUGAGCUGCAGUGCUGCUGUCGGCCGUGUCAUUGCGCCCGGAAGGUAGGCAAGCUGCACCGGCCGUGGGGUGCUUUAUUCGACUCGAUUUGCAAAGAAGCCGGCAUGGCAUGAGCGGGCGGGUAUGUGUGUAAAAUUGAUCUACAAGGACGCUGUGUGGGAGCUGGGAGGGAGUGCAGAAACGUGCAUCUACAGCCAUGAUGCCACUGCACAGGACGGGUUAAAGCACCAUCGCAUGUGUGGGUGUGUGUGUGUGGGUGUGUGUGAUGAACUACACAUUUGCCGUACCGGAUCAGUCCCGGGGCGCAGUGCUAUCGAUGUGUUUUGCGGGAAAUUGACUGACGCUUGUACCGCGGAUGAGUCAUUCAUUUUCUCUAAACAGGACGCAGUGCAAAAGUGUGCGCGAAAGAGAGCGUCAACGUGUGAAGCAAACGUGUCAAAGUGUAGUGGGGACUAGGGACUGAGCAGCACCUUUCUUUUUUCUCUUUAUCGUUUCGUUUCGUUUCGCUUACAAGCUAAAUGCACACAGUUGUACAGUGUGUGCAGUGUGUGUGUGUGUAUGGAACAGUAACGGACACUUUUUUGGUACAACCCAGCCGGACAGGCGUCGGUCAGUCUUCGGUCGCUGGUGUGCGUGUGUGUGUGUUGGUUAGUUGUUUAGCGGUUGCGCGCGCGCGCGGGAGAGAGAGAGCGCCAUCUACCGGGCGCCGAUAAUACGCAAGGCCGCCCACUCAGCAGCAGCAGCAGCAGCUGCCAGCACAGAGAUCUUCGCACGGGAGAUCGACGAUCAAACGCAUAUCGAACGACAAAACGACGACGACGACAUCCGAUACAAACGACCACAACAACAACAACAACAACCACUACAUUGGCAAGGAUCGUGCGAGUGGUUUGCUAUUCUCGUGUUCUUCUUGACACACGCAAACACAGCACACACACACAGCACACAAUCGGUUUGACGAGACGGGCAAGGAAAGGAAAAACAAAUCGCUCCCCCAGUAAUCGGUGGGCAGAAGAUUUAUAUCAACAACAACAAAAAAAGGUGAGAGAAAAACCACCGUACCUCCCCCCCCCCCGCCGUAAUCUGCCGUAGAGACCCGUUUGUGUGUGCGUGUGUGUGUGUGUGUGUGCGCCUGCACGCUCCGAUCGUGGUGAGCGUGUGGUGGCGCGCACCUGGAUCGUCCCCAGCCCAGCGCACAGCCGCCCAAGGUGUGAAACGGCGGCGGCAGCAGCUGUAGUGGAGCCCCGGAGCCACCGUGACACCCAGAACCAGAACGUGGAUACCCCGCAAUUGGAUACAGCGACCAAGAGCGACAGGGAGAGCGAGAGAGAACGGAGCUGUAACUGAGUAACCACUGGGUGCGGGUGUGUGUGUGGGAGAGAGAGAGAGGGGGUGGGAAACCCGCGAGGCGAGACAAUUUAUCAUCGGCCGCGCACGCCGCCGCGUGCUGUAGUUUUCGCACCGUUCCGGCCGCCCAGGGCACAAAACGAGAGCGCGCGUACGCGAGAGAGAGAGACAGACAGCGAGAGAUAGAGAGAGAGAGAGCGCGCGCAUAUCGUGCAGCAUCUUCACCAGCAGUCUCGAGAACCGCCGCGCGACGCCUAAAAACGUAAAGCGCAGCAACGAGACACGCAGGAAGGUCCACCACCACUACCCUACUCCGCGCCGCUGUCUAUUUUGCAGGGGACGAAUCAAAACCGCGCAACGCGAAUGAUUUGCAACUCGCACCAAGUGUUUGGCCGCGAAGUGCAGGAAAAUGUAAGCAGCCGCCGGGCAGCAGCAGCAGCCGGUGCCGCUACUAGACGAACGAUCGAACGAACGGAAGCAACGCACGGUGGGACCGCACCGAGCAGCAGCGUCGGCAGGAGCAGCCAGUGCAGCAGUGCCGUCGGCCGCCGGCCCGCGUACCGGUGGACGCGCCCGAAGCAGCGCAGCACCCGCAAGCGCCGGAAACGCAAGCCGCCGACCGCCGCCGAGUGAGCCAGCCAGCAGCGCAGGAAGCAACAGAACACCCUGCGCUGGUGCAAAAGUGCCGCCCAAAAAGGGAUAAUACGUCCGGCGACCGGCCGGUCGCAACAUUAACCCAGCAAAACCGUGCGCAGUGCAACGCAAACAAAAAAAGCAAAAGCAAAAAAGUGCAUCCAAAAACGCCCCGAAGUGUGAGUGAGUGUGCAAAACGUCACGAAUUGUUAGUGUCGGUGCAGUGUGUGAGAAACCGGCCCGUUUGUUUCUGCUUUGAAAAGGAAAGGAAAUAAAAACGCAAGCGAGGAACCCGCGCCGUGAGGAAAACCAACAAAAAAAAGUAAUAUUAACAACCUCAAAUCAAAAAGUGUGCGAUUUGUAACACCAAAAAAAAAACGGUGAAAGUAAAGCAACAAAACCUGAAGAAAAAAACACACUCACACCCAACAGUUUUGUGAAACAUCAAUCAAUCAAAUAGUGAAACGAAAUCCCUGUGCAGUAGUGCAAGUGUUUGUUUGUGCAAAGUGCAAAGUGUGCCGAAAGGAACCAGCCAAUCCUCAAUCCAACCAGCGCAGAGAGAGAGAGAGCGCGCGGUAGCGCUCGCCCGCGCGGAAAGGACGCUCCAACCAAUCUCAGCACCCAACCCCCAUACACACAAUUUGCCAGCCAGCCAGCCGCAACCGCAGCCUGCGAUGGCUAAAUUUAUCGCGACACUUUGUCUCCUGUGGCUGUCGGUGCUGGUGCUGGUCGGGUUCGCCGCCCGACCGGUAGCGGCCCGCCGCCACCCGCUGCUGAUCGAGGACGAGGGAGCGCGCCGCAACCGGCCCGCAGAGUGCCAGUUUGGCAAGACCAUACGCGAGCUGCACACGACCUGGUUCGCCGAUUUGGGCCCCCCGUUUGGCGUCAUGUACUGCAUCAUGUGCGAAUGUGUACCGUUCCAGAAGAAGCGUCGCGUCGUGGGCCGCGUCCAGUGUCGCAACAUCAAGAACGAAUGCCCGAAGCCGACCUGUGACGAUCCGAUCCUGCUGCCGGGAAGAUGCUGCAAGACCUGUCCGGGAGAUGCUCAGAGUCCUGACGUGGUGCAAGAUCUUCCCCAGGCGACGAUGCCGGAAGAGGAGGAGCGCAGCAAACACUUUGCGGCCCUGCUGACCGGGCGCACCUCCUCGCUGCUGAAGAAGGACGACAUGGGCACGAUGUACUCGACGCUGAACCCGCAGAACGUGGUCGCGACCGGCCGGUUCUCGUUCCACAAGAAGAACCUCUACUACAGCUUCUACGUGUCGGAGCGGGCGGCCCGGCCCCGCUCGAUCCAGUUCGUGCACGCGAACGGCAACAUCCUGGAGGAGCACACGCUCGCCCUGCCGUCGGACGAGGGCCGGCUGAGCGCGUACCAGAACGGCACCGGCAAGGUGUGCGGCGUGUGGAGGCGCGUGCCGCGCGAAUACCGCCGGCUGCUGCGCGACGAGCUCGUCAGCGUGGUGUUGCUGUGGGGCAGCAAACAUCAGGCCGAGCUGGCAAUUGCCGGCCCGAUCGCCAAGUAUCCGGCCCUCGCGCACGAACUUUUCAGCUCGCUGUUGGAACCGGCAGCGGCGACGACGUCCGACAUGAUGGGCGGGGCGGGCGGUACCGCCAUCGUGUCCACCAGCAGCGGUGUCACCUCCUCCAUCCACCUGACGAUCGUGCUGAACGGGCUGUUCGCGCUGGACGACGUGGCCGACGUGCCGCUGAGCGUGCGGCUCGAGUCGCUCGACAAGCGCCAGCUCAUCCUGGAGGAUGUGCAGCGCGUCCGCAAGCCGGCCCACGACAUCAACGUGCUCGAGGUGUCGUCCCCGGUGUCCGUGAGCGAUCUGCGGCUGCUGACGCGCGGCAAGCUGACGCUCACGGUCGAGUCCCGGCGCCAUCCCGAGCUGCUGCGGCUGCAGGGUCCGGUCCGUGGUCGGGUCGCUUGCGAAGUCUUCCAAACGCUGCUCAGCUCGCACGGGGCGGACGCGCGGAGCGACGCGAGCGGGCUCGCCUGGAUGUACCAGAACCGGGACGGUGCGCUCGUGUACCACGUGCAGACGCACCGGCUGCCCCACCAUCACGGGGCGGCGGCCAGCCCCGUCCUCACGCUGCUCGACGACAGUGCGAAGCGCCGGCCCGAGCUCGAGACGCUCACGCGCGCCUUCACCGGCGAGCACGCGUCCGGCCUGAUCGACCGCAUGGGGCCGCGCGUGCUCGAGCCGCUGUACGCGGGCGAGCUGGCGAUCCAGGUGGCGAACGAACAGAAUCUCACCCUGCUGCACGGCAAGUUCGUGACGCGCCAGGUGGCGGACGCGCGCGACUCGGCCGCCCCGGUGCUGCUGCGCCGCGGCGCGGACGCACCGGCCCCGCUAGCGCACGCGGUCGGGCUCGCCUGGCUCGCGGUCGACAACGAGUGCAGCCUGCACUACGACCUCUCGCUCGCCGGCGUCCCGGGCGCCUACCAUCCGCUGCAGCUCUACCUGGAGGAGCUGCCGCUCGAGGCACCGAACGCGCCGGUCGCCCGCCGCCUGCUGGAGGACUUUAGCGGCAACCAGCUCGAGGGUUUCCAGCUCGGGCUGCCGCCGCGCGAGCUCGCCAAGCUCGAGACGAGCGUCAUCUAUCUGGAGGUGCGCUCGAACGGCACCGCCGAGCCGGUGCUGCGGGCCCGCCUCCACACGCCGACGCGCGUCCCACCCCACUGUACCGGCGGGCUGGACAACGAGGUGCAGCAGGACCCGUUCGCCGCGAACGAUGUGCCGACGGUGGCCGCCAACGAGAAGUGCUUCCACUCCGGCCGGUUCUACGACGAGGGCGAAACGUGGCGCAGCGCGGUCGAGGCGUGCACCAUGUGCUCCUGCGACCACCAGCAGUACAAGUGCGAGAAGAUGAAGUGUCCCCCGCUGCGCUGCCGCAAGGAGGACAUCGUGCAGAAGAAGGGCGAAUGCUGCCCGUCCUGUGCCGCUCCGAAAGUGGCGGCCGCACCGGCCCCUCCAGCGGCGGCGCCGCCGCCGGCCCCGACCAACAGCAACGGGCGGGGCUGCAGCCUCGGCGACGAGUUCCACGAGGCCGGCACGACCUGGCACCCGUACCUGCACCCGAGCGGCUACGAAACCUGCACCAUCUGCACGUGCGAGCUGUUCACGCUGCAGGUGAAGUGUGCGCGGGCCCAGUGUCCGCCGCUGCCGUGCAGCGACAAGGUCGCCUACCGGCCGGACAAGAAGGCGUGCUGCAAGGUGUGCCCGCAGGUGAAGGAACCGAAGGUGUCGAAGCGGACGCACGGCGCACGGCCGGACGUGCAGUACGAUGAGGCGGGCGGCUCGGCCGGCACGCUCCGGUCGCCGCAGGCGAUACUGGCGGCCGGCGGCUGCCGGUACGAGGAGAACAUCUACGAGAACGGGCAGGAGUACCAUCCGAUACUGGCGACGCACGGCGAGGAGAAGUGCAUCAAGUGCCGGUGCAAGGAUGGACAGCUUAACUGUAGCCGCAAGCGGUGCAACCGCGCCAUGUGCAACCGGCAGAAUGCGAAGCAGCGUGCACUGCAGCAAUCGCAGCAGCAGCCCGCCGACGAGUGCUGCCAGUGCAGGCCCGCCCGCCACCACCGGAAACGGCAACAGCAGCAGCAGCAGCAGCAACAGCAGACAAGCGUCAAGAGUUGAAUACGAGGUGGCGUUGUGCAGCUGGCCGAGCGAAAGUAGUAGCAGCAGCAGCAGCAGCAGUGGCGUUUAGUAGCGACGCGGAGUGCCCGUGGGUUUCCCUGUGCCAUGUUUGAAGUGUGUUGCUCGCGGGGCUCCGCACCAUCCACACUUACCUGUUUGUUUUUUUUUUAAAUUACCACCAUCCUCUCCAAACCACCCCCCACGCCCCCUCGUCCUGUGCUCUCGCUCUAUCACAACGCCUCUCUCUCUCUCUCUGUCUCUGUGUGUCUCAGCGAUGUCUCAGAGCGACACCCGCGUGACACGUGUUUGCUGGCGUCAUAAUCGGCACCAUUUUGUAGUGUUCUGUGCGCCGGAGUAUUGUAUUCUUAUUUUUCGAGAAGCUCCGCCACUUUCAUCCUCUCCCUCCCCCCUCUCCCCUCACCCAUCAUUUCCCAUUGCGCUUUUGCAUUCAGCUUUAGUAAUGCUCCGUUACGCGUGUAACGCCCGCCAAAAACAAAAAAAAAAACAAACGUAACACCGCCCGAACGCUUUCUUUGCUCGGUUGGGCAAGGUUUAGUGCAGUGUGCGCCAUCUUGGUGCGUACGUUAUUAAUAAUUGGACCCUUUUUCGAUUAAGAAGAAGAAGAAGAAAACAAAGAUACACAUUCACAAUAGUGUAUGGAGCGUGUGCCGCGCUUCCCCUUCAAGAUCGUAUUAGGGCGAGCGAGCGAGCGAGAGAGAGAGGGAGAGAGAAAGAAUGAGAGAGUGAGAGCAAGGAUCUAUUUAUAUGUACUUUAAAAAGGAAAAAAACCCACACAUACAUACAUACAUACACACACUCUCACAUAAUACACAUUCAACACAUAAACACACACACACAUUUUACAUUUUAACCAUGUAAGGAUAAGGAAUGCAACACGCAUAAUAAUUUUAAUAUAAAAUCGUAUAUCUUAACGUAUCUUGUAGUGAACGUGCACCCGCAACCCACCCACCCACUCACACACACACACACAUACAUGCACACGCUUUACGUGUGUCGGUGGCGUGUGUGUCCGGCAUGGGCAUGGGGUACAGGGUAAGCCGAUGAGUGACCUUUUUGAAACGAUAUACCACACACAAACUGAAAAGAACAACAACAACAAAAACCCACAGUAACACAUACAGCAGCAAGUCCCCCCCCCCCCCUUUAAACCCCCUGGCUGUAUGGAUAUAUAUUCAUAUAUACCUUUUUUAUAUAAAUAUAUAUACAUUUAUAUACCUUGUACAUGUAGGCAAACGUAGGUUAACGGAAUCAUGAUGUACUAACUAGCCCUUAGUACACUACCGAUGUAAGGACACGUAUUUAUUUUUGCAAAACAAAAAACACACACACACAUAUACAUACAUGCUCACACACACACACAUACACCCUCACAGAUACGGCAAUUGAACAGCACCGUCUGCGCGAAAAGAAAAUAGGAAAAAAACAGAGGAAGAGAGAGAGAGAGAAAGAGAGAAAGAGAGAGAGAGAAGGGAUGGAGCGGCGUGUGGAGCGUCGCGUUCUGUGUUGCGCCACUCCACGUACCAAAGCGAUUUAAGGCGGGCAAAUUAGUAGAUCUAGCGAUAGGUUGGGUGCAAGAGAAAGAAAGAGAGAGAGAGAGAGAGAGAAAAAAGAGAGCUAGAAAUGAAUCGCGCUCGCGAUGGAAUGGAAUCUUUUCCCAAGGUUGGGUGGGGAGUGCGAAAAGCGAACUUCUUCCCCCCGGAGCAAGCCGGCCCGAUGGGCCCCAAACCAGGAACGACAAACCCGAGAGCUUUUGGUUUUUGGCGUUUUGGCGUUUGUCUGUUGCAUUGCUUUUUUGUUUUGUUUUUGUCGCUUUUGCAAACUACUGAGCGUGUGGCUUGGGAAUAUCAAAACAGGGGAAAAAAUGGAGGGAAAAAGGUGGCAAAAGGGUGGAAGAGGGGGUUGAGAGGAGACCGGGGGAAACUGCCGGAAAACAGGCUCCCCAGGAACAGGAAAGGAACGCAUUUAAUUUAACCGGUUUAUAGUAGCUUUGUUCGGUGUGUCAGUAUAGGUAAGCGGAAGCGGGCGGAAAGCAGAAAAGCAGGGAAAACGACAGAAGUAAACGAACAGAAAAGGAAAAAGAAGAAAAAGAAGAAGACGAAAAAUAUGAUAAUGAAGAAGAAGAAAAAACGAAAAUGAGAAGAAGAAGAAAAGUAGAAAAAACGAAAACAGAAAAGGAAGCAAACUAAACAAACAAACGAAAGCGCGAAUAGAAAAGGAAGAAUAGGAAGAAUAAAAGGAAGCAAAAAAAACAAACAAACAAAAACAAACAAAAACACGCCACCCAUAUUACAUCUUUUUGUCUUUCUUCCGAUGUUGCCCCGGUUUUUUCUCUCCUUCUUUUCUCGGAAAACUCACGGGGCUGAAAGGGCUGGUAGAGCAACUAAGACGUACACUAAGGCCUUUGAGCGCCAUCUAUACGAUUGUGUCUCUGCUUUAAUGCACCGAGCAUCGUCACCCCUGGGGUGGUGUUUUACUGCACUCUUUCGGUGUUUAUUUACUGGUACAAAAAAGCGAAAAUAGAGAGAGAGAGAGAGAGAGAGAGAGACACGAUAAAAAAAUAAAAACAAAACGGAAAGGGAAGGAGAGGAAAGGCCAAACCCCCGCUCCCUCCUCCCACCCCUAAAAAUCCCAAAAGUCCUAGUAACAAUCCUCGCGCGGAAUGCUGGUCAUAACAGUCAUAUAGUUUUUUUUUGGUUGCUUAAAGCGUAACUAUUUCGCCAUCGUUCCACCAUUUUUUUUUGUUUUAAUUUGUCGAAUCGUUUUUCCCACACCAUGGGGUGGUGUGUGGAUCGCAAAAUUAUUGUAUCAAAAUUAUACAUUACCUUAGUAGUACUUAACAGCAGCAGCAGUAACGUUAUCGAAUGCCAAAAAACAAAGUCACGAGGGAAGGAAAAAAGGAUGCUUAGGUGUACGGAAGUAAAACAAAAUGCUAAGUAAGAACUUUUUUUUAAACGUUUAGGCCUUUCACUUUAAUCGCACUUUUGGUUUCGAGUAAAAGUAGUACUAAGAGAAAAAAUACAAAAGGAAUGGUACGUUUCAAAUCAAUCAAACAAAAACAACACACAAAAAAAAAAACAGAGAACGUUAUACAAAAUGAUUUCUGCGAAACGAAUACUAGGAGAAUACUUAGAAAGCAAGAAAUGGACAGAGAGAGAGAGAGAGAGAGAAAGAGAGUGGGAGUGAGAAAGAAAUGAGAAUGAAUAGUAGAGGAAGACAAUACAAAGCAUAGGGCGACAAAACGGCAAAGAAAGAGAAAGAAAAUAAGAAGCAAAAAGUCGAUGCCUCGAUCUCUAGUCAAGCGUCGCACACACGUUGCACGCUCGGGAGGCGAUGUCACGAGCACACUAACUGACUGACUACUGAGCCCCGGUACAAAGUGGGUUUUUUGCUUUACUGAGCGGCAGUGGUGACAGCUGCGAGCUGUCACUUUUGGUGUUUGGACGGUCACAAAGCAGCCGUCACAAAUUCAAAUCAAAACACACACAUACAGUGGAAACAAAUCGAAUGGAAUUCACACAAUACAAACAGACAAUAAGUACAUUAAAUCACACUUACAUACACUCACACUCGUACACACACACACACACACACACACACACACACACACACACACACACACACACACACACACACACACACACACACACACACACACACACACACACACACACACACACACACACACACACACACACACACACACUCACAUACUUUAGGAGGUAAAGCAGAUAGGGAAGAGAGGCAAGCGUUGUGCGCUGCAAGGUUGUUGCGCAGCCAGUCUUAACAAGUCUUACAACAAACAAACAAACAAACAAACCAGCCGCUAAAUACUAAUGACGGUGAUCGAUACCAUAUACACCUAUAUAUACAUUAUAUAUAUAUAUAUAUAUAUAUCUAGAGAUGUAAAACGCAAAAAACUACGGUUACUAUGUCUAAAAUGUAGUAUUUUAAGUAUUACUACCCGCAUACACAUAUACAUAUAUAUAUAGAAGCAGAGAUUGCUGUGUACGCGCGCGCCCGACGCCGUACGACUGAUAAGCAUAA
Molecule: messenger RNA, 9845 nt
Organism: Anopheles coluzzii
Lineage: Eukaryota; Metazoa; Arthropoda; Insecta; Diptera; Culicidae
Gene: sog
Product: dorsal-ventral patterning protein Sog
Exons: 11
Coding region: 2814-5780 (988 amino acids)
Biological process (GO): multicellular organism development
Molecular function (GO): protein binding
Source: RefSeq, a predicted model, not a curated record